Messenger RNA from Branchiostoma belcheri (Belcher's lancelet), 1228 nucleotides. RefSeq names its product ubiquitin fusion degradation protein 1 homolog. Gene Ontology annotation, cellular component: VCP-NPL4-UFD1 AAA ATPase complex. Gene Ontology annotation, molecular function: polyubiquitin modification-dependent protein binding. The record is from RefSeq and is a predicted model, not a curated record. Lineage: Eukaryota; Metazoa; Chordata; Leptocardii; Amphioxiformes; Branchiostomatidae. The transcript is spliced from 11 exons. Bases 146 to 1054 code for a protein of 302 amino acids.
UCAUUGACCUCGGAAGAUGUCAUCAUCGAAACCGAACAAUCACUGAUUUACAACUGAAAGAUACCGUCUUUCCGUGAAAAACUCGGGACUGUGAGCAGGAUUUUCUAUUUUAGAGAAAAGGCGUGGAUUAGAGACUGUCCAUAAAAUGUUUGCCGGGUUCGGUGGAUUUGAGGGUUUCCAGAGACCCACACGGUUCAACACUCAGUACAGAUGUUACUCUGUGUCCAUGUUACCUGGUAAUGAGAGGUCAGAUGUGGAGAAAGGAGGCAAAAUCAUCAUGCCACCAUCAGCACUAGACCAACUGACUCGACUGAACAUUGUCUACCCCAUGCUGUUUAAACUGACCAACAAGAGAGCCAACAGGGAAACACACUCUGGUGUUCUGGAGUUUGUAGCUGAUGAAGGAAAAGUCUAUCUUCCAUAUUGGAUGAUGAGGAACUUGUUGAUAGAAGAAGGAGGUAUAUUACAAGUGGAGAACGCCUCCCUGCCUGUAGCCACCUUCUCCAAGUUCCAGCCCCAGUCAGAAGACUUCCUGGACAUUACCAACCCUAAAGCUGUAUUAGAAAAUGCCCUGAGAAACUUUGCCUGUCUCACAAAAGGCGACGUUGUUGCAAUCACGUAUAACGAGAAGGUGUACGAACUACACGUGAUGGAGGUCAAACCAGGUCAAGCUGUUUCCAUCAUAGAGUGUGACAUGAACGUAGAAUUUGCUGCACCUGUUGGUUACCAGGAGCCACAGUACAAGAAAAAAGAAGAAACAGAACAAGAGAUGGCUGUAGAUGAGGCAGAUUUUGCCCCAGAAGGCUUCCUGGCGUUUGCUGGGCAGGGUCAUAGGUUAGAUGGGAAGAAGAAAGGCACUGAUCCUCAACCCAAGGCACUGGGAGGUGGUGCAAUCAGAAGGGGCAUUCCUAACUAUGAGUAUAAGAGGGGUAAGAUCACUUUCAUGAGAAAUGUUCGGAGACCGCAAAACAACCACCAGACAGAAGAGGAUGAGGAGUUUCAACCCUUUACAGGAGAAGGCCAGGCACUCAGAAGGAAAGGUGGCAGGAAGUGAUCAUAACACAACAGACAAAACAUCAAUACCUUUACAUCAAUUUAAUGAUAUUUAUAUAGCACUGAUAUAUACCUGUGUGUGGAUAGAUUGAUUGGUAUCAUCAGUAAUAAUUGUACAGGGAUAGUCGUCUUAUUUUGGGAUGUAUGUAAUGUUAAGAACAAGAAAAAAAGAAAA